UAUGACAUGGCUAUGACAUUAUUAAUCUCUAUGAUUACUUACUAUUUCAUAAAAUACCAAUACAAAAAUAUUCUAUAUCACCGAUAGAUAGGUGAAUAAUAAUAUUUUCUUUAUUGUUUCUUUGAAAAGUUAAAUACAUGGCAACAGUAUCUAAUAAAUUCUCCAAUUAUUUCUUGCGUUUCAGGACGAUGCUUUUCCAUGAAUUAAGCCAUGCCUAUAAACCCAAAUUGAAUCAAAGUAAAGAUGAAUUGUAUGAAUUAAUUAGAGAAAAAUCCGCAAAGGCAUUGCAAUCAGAAUUAGCAAGGAAACUGCGCGUUGCUAAAGAUUAUUAUAAAUUGGAAAUGUCGCCUCCAAGAAUGGAUGAAAUGAAGAGACUACAAGAAGAUCUAGCCCUGACUAAAGCGUUCAUAAAAAACAACUGUUACAAAAAUCUUACUGUGCGGCAGGCUUGGUUGCUGUUUUUAAUUGGAACAGAGGUCGGUCUGUGGUUUUUCCUGGGAGAAACGAUCGGGAAAAUGCAUCUUGUUGGUUAUAAAGUUUAAACAAUGGAGCGGUAUUUUUCCGUAAAGAUCAUUGCAAAAAGAAGCAUUUAAAGGACGAAGAAUUCUUUUAUUUCCCUGUGCACAUUAAAUUGAAUUUGCUAUGAA
This is a messenger RNA of Maniola jurtina (meadow brown), 647 nucleotides long. Its product is annotated as ATP synthase subunit g, mitochondrial-like. Gene Ontology annotation, biological process: proton motive force-driven ATP synthesis. Bases 138 to 542 code for a protein of 134 amino acids. Lineage: Eukaryota; Metazoa; Arthropoda; Insecta; Lepidoptera; Nymphalidae. Gene Ontology annotation, molecular function: proton transmembrane transporter activity. The record is from RefSeq and is a predicted model, not a curated record. The transcript is spliced from 3 exons.